CUUCCCGUGGCCGCCCAUGCCGUAUACGCGAUGGCUGCUGCCGCUGAUAGUGGCAGGAGCUGGCGCCUUUAACCUCUCGCCAGCUCCACUUGGAGGAGUAGCACGGAAGAGCCCCGUCUCGCCCGCCUCCUCUUUCAUCACUCCGCCUCCCCUUGCUGCCCGCAGCUCUCGCAGGGCGGCACGCAUGGGGCAAGGGAGGACUGGCAACGACUUCCUGGCAACGACGAUGAGCUCAGCUGUUACGCCGGAGAAUCCUCUGAAAGUUGUCAUUGCGGGCGGUGGGGUUGGGGGACUUUUCCUCGCAAAAGCACUUCAGAAGAAGGGAUGCAAGGUUCUGAUCCUCGAGAAGACUGGGAAGUUUGCCAGAUUCGGAGGCCCGAUCCAGCUUGCUAGUAACGCUCUUGCCACCAUCAAGGGCAUCGACGAGACGCUGUUUACUGAAGUGAUGGAGAAGUUCACCUUUACGGGGACGCGGACUAACGGGAUCAAGGACGGAAUCAGGACGCAGUGGUACACCAAGUUCGAUGCGAUCACCAAGAUGGCCGAGUACUUCAAUCUGCCUUACACCGGCGUUGUAGACCGCCCGGAUCUGCAAGAGAUUCUGUUGAAGUCGGUUGGAGAAGAUGAGACGGUCAGGAGGAGCUCUCCCGUGUCGCGCUUCGAGCAGCUCGGGGACGGCAAGGGCGUGAAGGUCUACCUGGAGGACGGGACGUGCGAAGAGGCCGAUGUGCUAGUGGGGGCAGACGGUAUCUGGUCCACCAUCAGGGCCCAGCUCUGGAACCAGGACGCCAAGGGCCCCAAGUCAGGGACGACGUACUCGGGGUAUACCUGCUUUGCUGGAGACACCAUCCAGCGACCGGACUACUACUUCGACGUCGGGUACCAGGUGUACAUCGGGCCAGGGAAGUAUUUUGUCACCUCAGAUGUCGGGAGGGGGAGGACGCAGUGGUACGCUUUCCUCGCCCUGCCCGAAGGGACCAAGAGCCGAGCCUCGAACCUCGAGUACUUGCAGGAGCUGUUCUCCAAGGGGAAGGAGGGAAGGUGGUCGGAGGAGGUCUUCAAGGUGCUGGACGCGACUCCUGAGGAGAACAUCGAGCAGAGGGAUCUCUUCGACAGGCCCCCGAGCGUCACCAAGAGCUGGUCAAAAGGACACGUCACCAUGAUCGGAGACGCCGUUCAUCCCAUGAUGCCCAACCUGGGGCAGGGAGGCUGCCAGGCGAUCGAGGACGCGUACGUGCUGAGCGAGAUCCUCGGGACUGUGGAGAAGAGGGAGGACAUCCCCGGAGCUCUGCGUUCCUUCUACUUCAAGCGCCUGCCUCGCACCUCUGUCAUCCAAGGCCUUUCCAGGAUCGCUUCCGACCUUAUCGUCUCCGCCUUCGACACUCCUUUCCAGCCGGCGUGGGUUGACAACCGGUACGGCCCGCUCGGUGGUCCACUGGGCAUCAACAACAUCUUCACGAGGAUCUUUCAGCCGUUCAUGGGCCUCAUCUUCUAUGCUCAGUUCGGCUACGUCUACACUUUUCACCCCAAGAAGUGCACUGACGAGGAGAUCAAGAACCUUGUUGACACGGUCAUGGCCCGUCACAAGAAGGAGGCCGAGGCGACGUGGAAGCGGGUCGGAAUGAUGUCGCAGGCAGAGAUCGAUGCUAUGGAGGGGAGGGAAGGAGCUGGUCUUGGUUUCAGGUGAAGCUGCUGGGACGAUAGAUGUACAACUAGGUUUUCAAUACACAUAAGAUGAGGAGGG
This is a messenger RNA of Guillardia theta CCMP2712, 1744 nucleotides long. RefSeq names its product zeaxanthin epoxidase, plastid-targeted (gene ZEP). Bases 17 to 1687 code for a protein of 556 amino acids. Gene Ontology annotation, molecular function: FAD binding. The transcript has 5 exons. Lineage: Eukaryota; Cryptophyceae; Pyrenomonadales; Geminigeraceae. The record is from RefSeq and is a predicted model, not a curated record.